Molecule: messenger RNA, 709 nt
Organism: Dermochelys coriacea (leatherback sea turtle)
Lineage: Eukaryota; Metazoa; Chordata; Testudines; Dermochelyidae
Product: interferon tau-2-like
Exons: 2
Biological process (GO): adaptive immune response; B cell differentiation; T cell activation involved in immune response
Cellular component (GO): extracellular region
Molecular function (GO): type I interferon receptor binding; cytokine activity
Source: RefSeq, a predicted model, not a curated record
AUGGGGAGCAUAGCCCAUGACAAUCUGGGGGCUCUGAAAGAAAAGGAGUGUAUAGACAUCAUCGUGACCACUAGGUGUUUGCUGUAUGUUUGCCUUGUACUGCUCUUCUGCACUGAAAUCUCACCUCGGCUCUGUACCAUGCUUCACUUCUAGCAGAACAAAAUGAACAAAGAGAGCUUGGAGCUUCUGCAGAAAAUGAGCAGAAAUUUCCUCUCACAAUGCAUAAAUGAAAGGGCAGCUUUCAAGCCCACCCAGGAUGUUGUCCAACUUUCAGUGUCCCAGAAGGAGAAUGCCAAUGUGGCAAUCCAAGAGAUCCUUCAAGAGAUCUUCAACAUCUUUAGCAAAAACCUCACCCAAAGUGCCUGGGAUGGGACUUCCAUAGUCAGGUUCCAAAGUGGAUUUUACCAGCAAAUUCAGCGGCUGGAGGCAUGUGUGACAGCAUAGAUGGAGGAGGAUUUAACCAACCCAGAAAGUGAGGACCUCCAGAUCACCAGUCGGAGAGUGAAAAAAUACUUUCAGGGAAUAGAUGCUUUCUUGAAAAAAAAGCAAUACAGCCUGUGUGCCUGGGAGAUCAUUUGCAUGGAAAUACCCAGAUGUUUGUACUGAUUGACAAACUCACUAGCAGACUUAGUAACUAAGAUACAAUACAAAUCUUUUCCUUGGAGUAAAUGAAUUAAUAUUAGUGUCAAUUAUACAACUGAACAGAGAU